AUGAUACAUGUGGGAAAAUUACUUGAUCUCAUUCAGGCUCUUGAAGAGCCGCAGUCGCAGGGGGGGAACACAACUGAAGGCAAGAUUCUUAGCUGGCCGGAUACGGCUUGGCCCAAGCUGAUUACAAAGCAGGCUCGCAAUGUCUUCCUGGAUGAAAUAUUGAUGAAGCCUUUGGGAGUUUUCGGGAAGAAGAAGUCGCGUGGUGGAAAUCACAAGGCGCUACCCGCCCUGGAAAAUAUUUGUAUUGAUGACCCUCGUUGCGGGGAGAUUGAAGAUAUGUCUAGCCCUUCCAUCCUGCAGCUAAAUAAAGCUGGGUUUUCCACAAAAAACAAUUGUCUCCGCUUCGAUCAUCUUGCGCGGAGGGAUAUUAGCAGGCAUUGCAAAGAAAUGUACCCAGAAGAUCUCUUUGAUAUCCAUGAAAAAUUCACUUUUGCGCUCCGGGCGGCAAUGAAGGCAAAGGUUGAGAUUUGCUGGGGCGCAAAUUUUCGUCAACGGAUGUUCAAGAAACUUGACCUAGAACCCCUUCGCCUCUGGGGUGAUUUCGCAGGCUUGACUUUCGCUAUAAGGAACGCCUGGAAAGGCCAAGCGGCGGCCCAAUUGAAGGAAGUCUUUCCUGAGGCCAUUCUUUCAACAGAACAAUCGCAUCGCAUUCGCGUCACGAAUGAAGAUCAGGCAACAUUUCAAAGGGUAUUUGGACUCGUGAUUAAACUCGAGCCUAGUCAGAUUGCCGAAACCCUUAACACACUACCUGCUACAAAUGAUAAGAUUCGGAGGAAUCCAGGACUUCAAAUGAUAGCAGAGUACUGGCAUGGCCUAGAGAAACUAUCAUGCGCCUUUAUAUCUAUUCUCGGCGCAAAGGCCCAUUCUUUGCGAGCAAAUGAUCUACAAGCAAUCAACUGCUUUUCGGGUGAUCUUCCAGCGGAGUUCGAAGAGUCCGAUUGCUGGGAUUGGGAGGACCUUCCUAUUCCAUUAGUCGAGUUCAUACAAGCACAAGACGGGCUCAAAUUCAACAAACGCAAAAUCAUGUGUCGUGCUGAUCUUGAGAAUGCCUACCAUCUUCUGCAGAGAUGCGAAGGCAAUCUUAAAAUUCUGGACAUACUCACACUGGCCUUUGCGGUGCUGGGUGCUUACGGCUGGAUGAUUGCUCGUCCAAGAAAGCAUCUUGUUGAUGAUAUGCUCAUCCUGCGCGAGCCUCCUCAUGAUGUUAUCGCCCGCAAGUGCUCCGGAUGCAACAAGGAACACUUGGACGAUCCCUUUGCUUACUGGUCAAAGCUUGACACCGAUUGUUACGUCCUUUGGUAUUAUUUUAGAUCCAAUUGUGGCCGGCCAGAGUGCACAACAAAGGGUGUCGACCUUUUACCUCUUGAUAGUCAGAUAAGGUACUCGCGUUCCACGCAAAAUGCCCUAAAGGCGAAACCCGUGGACCGAUUUGACAAGUGGUUUCUACUCUGCCCAGGGGAAUAUGGAGCACUUCCGAGCAAGCUACAAGUCAUGUGCCAGGGUGAAGACUGCCAGGAGACAAUUAGUAAAAUCACAAUGGUCCGCUCAUGA
Messenger RNA from Penicillium odoratum, 1551 nucleotides. RefSeq lists its product as uncharacterized. NCBI's taxonomy places the organism in Eukaryota, Fungi, Ascomycota, Eurotiomycetes, Eurotiales, Aspergillaceae. The coding region runs from base 1 to 1551 and encodes 516 amino acids. The transcript is spliced from 4 exons. The record is from RefSeq and is a predicted model, not a curated record.